Liolophura sinensis is the source of this 1695-nucleotide messenger RNA. RefSeq lists its product as uncharacterized. The record is from RefSeq and is a predicted model, not a curated record. NCBI's taxonomy places the organism in Eukaryota, Metazoa, Mollusca, Polyplacophora, Chitonida, Chitonidae. The coding region runs from base 29 to 682 and encodes 217 amino acids. The transcript is spliced from 3 exons.
UCUUGGGGAAAUGUAACCGCCUUCCAAGAUGAGUCGACUCUUGUCUCAGAUUCAAAAACGGCAGGGUAGAGAGAAAAUGCCGGUUGAACGCGGUCGUCAGUCACCGCUGGUGAAGCCGUUGGUAGUGCUGGCUCUGCCGGGGAUGUAUUUACUGUACAAGUAUCGCGAGUACAAACGUGGCAAGGCGGAAUUACAACGUCAGAAGGUUACCGAGAAAGAGCUGGCCCAGCUCAACCAGAAAAUCGAUAAACUACUACUUAAAAUCGACGACAAUGAUGUUGAACCGCAUGCUGCAGCCGUGCCAGACGAUGAGUGUGUGGUCUGUCUGCAGUCCCGGGCCACCAUGCAGACUUACCCGUGCGGACAUAAGGUCGUGUGCCGGAAGUGCUUCGUCAAGACCAUCCAAGUAGCUGUUGCCCAACGUUGCCUUCCACUACGCUGUGUUAUCUGUCGUGAAAAAGUCCUCAAGCUUCGGCAGACGUCGGCACGGUCCAGCGGCGCAAGCUCCAUGGCGUGUACGCCGACACGACCGGACAAGCAAGCCGCAACGCUAAACCUCUGCUCCAUACCAAAGUCACCCAGCAACAAAGUCUCGUUCUGCAAACGAUUGCCAAGGAUUCGCCCUCUUCAAGCCCUCACUCCGCAGAUCGGAUUGAUGGAAGCCAAACCGGGUACCAAAUGACUUCCGUAUGCAAAACGUUCCAUCAGGAUUAUGCAUACAGGCACCUUUUUAGUGCUAAACUGCCUUUUUGCCAGGUUUUCCCGUACAAACUCUACAUGUAUGUAUAGCCUUGCUAUAGAAAAUACAAGUUGCAUCAGCUAGCUUGGAAACUGAACAAGAUGAUAAGACAAGUUACCAUCAUAGACUCGUGUUUAUUUCGGACUAACGUUUGUUCUGAGAAAUAAUACGCCCAUAUUAACUGUACGAUUCAUAUUUUAUUGUAAGAGUAUGCUACAAAUAAGGCACUCGUGUUGCCAUCCCUCAAUCAGAGACAUUGGUGUCCGUACAAUGUGCUGUUAUAUAUGUUUUCGUAUAGGGGAGGAAUCUUGGCUUGAAUUGUAGAUUUAAGUGUUUUUGUUUUUUAUGGUAUUUACGCAGAACGCCUGUGUCUAAUGUUUCGUCAUGCUAUAAUACCACUGCUCCGGGUCUUCCAUGUAAUUUCUUUACUUCCGUUAAACAUUCUAAUAUUUCGAUCCAAAUUCAGAUUCUUACUCUAGAUCUGAUUUCUACGUUCAGCCUUGGUCGCACGUCACUUAUACUCUACAAAACCAAGCGCUCGAGCCCGAUGUCUCUUUAUGGGCUGGUCAAGCGCUCUUGUAUGGUGCAGCCAUCAGUCACUGUGUUACGUCAUGCCAACUCAAAAUUCCUCGUCGACAGGAACAUAUCAAUAUUAAUAUUCCCGUGAGUGUCAGUUUAGAUGCGAUAAAUCAGCCACAUUCACCUUUCCGUUUUCACAGGUGCGACUUCAGUGGGAUGUUACUGAAUUGCUGCUAUUGUAUUGCUUUUCCUAAUGCUUUCGAUCAGUUUAGCGCACAUGGUCUUGUCAUAUGUCAUUGUCAUGUUGCGAGAAAUUAAAGCUGGUCCAUAACAAUAACGGUACAAAGGAAUUAGUCUGAACAUAGGUGCCCGUGCUCGUUCAGUGGUAGCGGUACAAGUUAAGCUAUUAUAGCAGCUAUCCUGUGUCAUCAUUCUUU